Messenger RNA from Polyodon spathula (Mississippi paddlefish), 1230 nucleotides. Its product is annotated as ubiquitin-conjugating enzyme E2 K-like. The record is from RefSeq and is a predicted model, not a curated record. The coding region runs from base 111 to 713 and encodes 200 amino acids. Gene Ontology annotation, biological process: proteasome-mediated ubiquitin-dependent protein catabolic process; protein polyubiquitination. The transcript has 7 exons. Gene Ontology annotation, cellular component: nucleus. Lineage: Eukaryota; Metazoa; Chordata; Actinopteri; Acipenseriformes; Polyodontidae. Gene Ontology annotation, molecular function: ubiquitin conjugating enzyme activity; protein binding.
AGAGAGAGAGAGAGAGAGAGAGAGAGAGAGAGAGAGAGAGAAGUCGCCGAACUGAAGCUGCGCUGAAGGCCUGAAUCAGGAAACGGCGACAGACCGGGAGACAGUGAGCCAUGGCCAACAUCGCAGUGCAGAGGAUCAAGCGAGAGUUCAAAGAGGUGUUGAAGAGCGAGGAGACGAGCAAGAACCAGAUCAAAGUCGAUCUUGUAGAUGAGAAUUUCACAGAAUUGAGAGGGGAAAUUGCAGGACCUCCUGACACGCCCUAUGAAGGGGGAAGAUAUCAAUUAGAAAUAAAAAUUCCAGAAACAUAUCCCUUUAAUCCUCCAAAGGUUCGGUUUAUUUCAAAAAUAUGGCAUCCAAACAUCAGCUCAGUUACUGGUGCAAUUUGCUUGGAUAUUCUAAAAGAUCAGUGGGCGGCGGCAAUGACCCUUAGAACAGUGUUAUUAUCAUUACAAGCGUUGUUGGCAGCAGCAGAACCAGAUGACCCACAGGAUGCAGUGGUGGCAAAUCAGUACAAGCAAAAUCCAGAAAUGUUUAAACAGACGGCUCGACUCUGGGCGCACGUGUACGCUGGGGCACCCGUUUCCAGUACCGAAUACACACGAAAAAUAGAUAAAUUGUGUGCAAUGGGCUUUGAUAAAAAUGCAGUAAUAGUGGCCUUGUCUUCAAAAUCUUGGGAUGUAGAAACUGCAACAGAACUUCUUCUGAGUAAUUGAGGAGUGGUGAAGGUUGCUUCCACAGGCCAGCUUGCCCCUUCCUUCAACAGCACCAUCUUCCCUUUUUUCUUUUAGGAUUACCCCAAGGUUCCCUUUUAAAAUGGCCCUCUGUUACCUGAUAAAGCUAUCUGGAUGCUACUGGAGACUGGAAAUUAAAUGCUCUGUAAAUAAAGCUAUUAAAGUCUGUGUAAAUUAAAAAUGGGGAAAUACUUUAAUUUUUUCUUACUAAAUAUUGUAAAGAAUCACUAUAAAAUUUGAGCUGUGCUUGUAAUAGACAUCCAACUUCUUUGGUUUAUGGAUAAUGUAACAUGCGUUUUGAAUGUGACAUAGCUGUUACAUCUGUAUGAUGUGGUAGCUGUUAUCAAAGUCAACCCUAAAUUCUAAGGUAAGCCCUGUAUAACUGUAGUGGUUUUAAUUUGAUCCAUAAGGAUUAAAUAUUGGAUUGUUUUUGAAGUAUAUUAUUCUCUUGCAGCCUUUUAAUAAAAUAAAAAAAAAAUAAAAAAAACUUGAAUUAAAA